AAAAAUGAAUAGAGAUGAGAUUUUGGCACUGUUGGUGGCAGAUUUGCGCGAUAAAUUGGCCGAGAUAGGUUUAAAUAGAACCGGAAGAAAAGUUGAAUUGCAAAACAGACUGCUGGCUCACUAUGGUUUUCAAACCGAUCAAAACGAUGAAGAAGUUAGGGAUGAGGGAGAGACUGCAGAUGAGAUUAAUGAAGAGUUAUCAUUUAGAACAGUGGCCUCAAAUAAUGAACAAGCAAGGGGAAAUGAAAGGCGAGAUGAAAAUCCAAUUGGAUCUGGUCAGAGGCGGCAAGCAGACAGUUUUAAUUCAGGAAGGUCAUGGUUUACGUUGAAAGAUGUAGAAGGCAGUGUGUCACAGUUUUCGGGUACAAGUUCACCAGACAUUAAUCAGUGGAUCGAAGAACUCGAGGAGUGUGCACUCACGGUGGAAUGGAACCAAUUACAGGUGUUCAUUUAUGCCAAACAAUUGCUCAGUGGGGCAGCGAAGCUUUUUAUUCGAAGUCAACGCGAUAUUCGUGAUUGGAAUGUUUUAAAGGGUGCAUUGAUCGACGAAUUUGGGGUGAAGGUGUCAUCAGCUGAGAUACAUCGUAGGCUAGGGAAGCGGCAGAAGAGGAAGAACGAAACGUUGCACGAGUAUCUAUACGCUCUGAUGGAGUUGGCAAAGCCAAUAUAUUUUGUCAGCGGGAUUCCAGAUUCUAGUACAAACAAGGCUUUACUGUAUCAAGCUAGGAAUAUGAGGCAAUCGAAGGUGCAAAUUGAGGCAUACCAGAAAAUGACAGGGUCGGUGAGAUCACAAGGGAAGUUUGACUCACACUUCAAUAAAGGAGAAAAAGAGUUAGUGAAAUCAGCGGAAAAGUUUAAAAAGUGUUUUAACUGCGGAGAUGAGUCGCAUAUUAAGCGGGAUUGUCCAAAAAGAGAUAACAGGUGUUUCAGCUAGGACAUAGAGCUGCUCAAUGCAAGGUCGACAUGGCAAUUAAACAGGAGAAAGCAACCAAUCUAGUUCUGGAGAAUGGUAGGACAAAGCCAUCAAGCACGUGCACUUCGUCAGGAUUAGAGUUGAAAUCGGUAAACUACGGAAAAGUUGUGUUUAAAGGAUUGGUCGAUACAGGUGCAGAUUUGUGUCUUCUAAGCAGAAAUGUGUUUUUGAAGCUUGGUAGAGGAAAACUGGCAGGACGUAGUAAAUGUUUAACGGGAAUUGGUGAAAGCCAAAUUAUGACUUUCGGUAGUAUCACAAUACCUGUGCAGAUUGAUGCCAUUGA
This is a messenger RNA of Drosophila miranda, 1256 nucleotides long. RefSeq lists its product as uncharacterized. Lineage: Eukaryota; Metazoa; Arthropoda; Insecta; Diptera; Drosophilidae. The record is from RefSeq and is a predicted model, not a curated record. Gene Ontology annotation, molecular function: nucleic acid binding; zinc ion binding. The transcript is spliced from 2 exons. The coding region runs from base 5 to 934 and encodes 309 amino acids.